AUGGCGGAGCUCGACCAGUUGCCUGACGAGAGUUCUUCAGCAAAAGCACUUGUUAGUUUAAAAGAGGGAAGCUUAUCCAACACAUGGAAUGAAAAAUACAGUUCCUUACAGAAGACUCUGGUUUGGAAAGGCAAGAACACAGCUUCUUCAGUAGAAAUGUCCUUCAGAAAUUCAAAACGAAGCUGUCUUUUUUGUGAAGAUGAUGACAGACAAUUAAGUACAAGAUCCCCCAAAAGAAAUCAGAGAGUUGCAAUGGUUCCACAGAAAUUUACAGCAACAAUGUCAACACCAGACAAGAAAGCUUCACAGAAGAUUGGCUUCUGGCUACGAAACCUUCUCAAACUUCCUAAGGCACAUAAGUGGUGUAUAUAUGAGUGGUUCUAUUCCAAUAUAGAUAAACCAUUAUUUGAAGGAGAUAAUGACUUUUGUGUCUGUCUAAAAGAGUCUUUUCCUAAUCUAAAGACCCGAAAGUUAACAAGAGUGGAAUGGGGGAAAAUUAGACGGCUGAUGGGAAAACCACGGAGGUGUUCUUCAGCAUUUUUUGAAGAAGAAAGAGCAGCAUUAAAACAGAAAUGGCAAAAAAUUCGGCUCCUACAACAAAGGAAGGUUGCAGAUGUUUCCUAAUUCAAAGAUCUUCCAGAUGAGAUUCCUCUUCCUUUGGUCAUUGGGACGAAGGUUACAGCACGAUUGCGUGGUGUUCAUGAUGGCCUCUUUACUGGGCAGAUAGAUGCUGUAGACACACUUAAUGCCACUUAUAGAGUUACAUUUGAUAGAGCAGGACUUGGAACCCAUACUGUCCCUGAUUAUGAAGUUCUGAGCAAUGAGCCUCAUGAAACAAUGCCAAUUGCUGCCUUUGGACAAAAACAGUGGCCGUCUCGAUUUUUCAUGACUCCACCACGGUUACAUUAUAGUCCUCCUCUCCAGUCACCAAUUACAGAUAAUGAUCCUUUAUUAGGACAGUCACCAUGGAGAAGCAAACUUCCAGGUUCAGAUACGGAAACAUUAGGUGGUUUUCCAGUGGAAUUCCUUAUCCAAGUAACUAGAUUAUCAAAAAUUCUUAUGAUUAAAAAGGAGCACAUCAAGAAAUUAAGGGAAAUGAACACAGAGGCAGAAAAAUUGAAGUCCUAUUCUAUGCCCAUCAGCAUUGAAUUUCAGAGGAGAUAUGCAACUAUUGUUCUAGAUCUUGAACAGCUGAACAAGGAUCUAAACAAAGUUUUACAUAAAGUUCAGCAGUACUGUUAUGAGCUUGCUCCAGACCAAGGACUCCAGCCUGCAGACCAACCAACAGAUAUGAGACGCAGAUGUGAAGAAGAAGCGCAAGAAAUUGUUAGACAUGCAAAUGCAUCUACUGGACAACCCUGUGUUGAAAAUGAAAAUCUUACUGAAUUAAUCUCUAGACUUACAGCAAUAUUAUUACAGAUUAAGUGUCUAGCAGAAGGAGGUGACCUGAAUUCCUUUGAAUUCAAAUCACUUACUGAUUCACUUAAUGACAUCAAGAGUUCAAUAGAUGCUUCUAAUAUCAGUUGUUUUCAGAAUUAUGUUGAGAUCCAUGUUGCACAUAUUCAGAGUGGCCUGAGUCAGAUGGGAAACUUACAUGCCUUUGCAGCUAAUAACACCAACAGAGACUGAAAAGAAAGUUUAAUUAUUCCAAAUGUACAAGACAUAGUUUUGGAAAAUCUUGCUCCAUUAUACAGGCUUUCAACACCAAAUAACUUAUCUGCUGGUAAACAAGAAGAAAGACUCUCCAAAAA
Molecule: messenger RNA, 1751 nt
Organism: Monodelphis domestica (gray short-tailed opossum)
Lineage: Eukaryota; Metazoa; Chordata; Mammalia; Didelphimorphia; Didelphidae
Source: RefSeq, a predicted model, not a curated record